UUGCACUUUGUUGCUUGCAGGCAAGUAGGGAAAAGCAGGGAGAGAGCGAGAGGUGAGUGAGAGGGAGCAGCGCCCAGCGAAGAGGAAUGGACCCAGUACCCACUCAGGCGUGUACAUGAUUGAUGAGGGAGGCCCCCUGGAGAAUGAUUUUAGCGAGCCUUGAAUCACAGCGCAGCUGCAGUAGCAGAAGAAGAAGCAGUGGAAGCACCUUCGCACGGAGUGAACAAAGGUUGUUGGCGAUGGCGACCUCUCGUAGCACAACCUCCUCACGCUUCCGUCGUGUCCCUCCACCAUCUAAGUGCAGCGUUCCUACAAUCACCCGACUGACCGCGAGAGGGAGACGCUUGGCCGCCACACAGCCUAAUCAAGCCCUGCUCACCCAGACCCCCGGCCUCUUCUGUGCCCUGCCAAAAUUAUAAUGAGUCUAUUUCCUGCAGGGGAGCGGGAAUUACGUGAGCUGGAGCCCUGAAAAUGAUGCUCCUGUGACAGGAGUGGUAAGUUGCAGUGCUUUUCAGCCCAUUUUGUCAUACGGUCCUCCUGUUAAGACAUGGUGGGCAAGUAGAAAUCAAACGACUGCUGAUCAGUGGGGUGAUUAUCUUGUAGAGAGAGCUGUCGAGGUAGAGUGGGGAGGAGAGAGGGAGAGAGAUCGGUAGGGAGGGGAGUUGGGUGCCGAUAACACAUCACUUGCGGAGGGGCUGUGGAGUGGGGAUGUCGGAUGGACCUGAUCUUAGGAUCCUUGGGAGGGAGAUAGGUGAGCUAUGCGCAUCAUCUACAUUGACAACGAGAGGGAGGACCAUGGCGUGCGUGGUGAUGAGGCGACUGUAACUUGUGUCGAACCCAAAAGAAUGGUUGGGUCUCUAGCACUCCUUUGAUGCGUACUAAUUGGGGAAUUAUCUGGGGCCAGCGAUGACGACGCUGAUCCAGAAGGCUCUCAGGAGCAGGAAAGUGUGGUGCGCUUGUUUCUUCUUCGCCGCUCUCCCAGCUGCCAUGAUCCGAAUCUUACUCCUUUUCAACAACCCCGAUUCUUCCAAUUUUAAGAAGCAGUCUGUGGGCAUUUUUAUGGCCCCGGAAUAUAAUGCCACCAACACUGUUCUCAGUACUCCCCCACCUGCCAGAAAACUAGGAAAGUGUGAUUUGUCACAAGGUGAUUGGGUGCCGGAUCAUGCGCCACCGGUAUACAACAACGAGACCUGCAGGCACAUCCAAGCCACGCAGGAUUGUUUGGGGAAUGGGCGGCCAGACAGCCACUACUUAUACUGGAAAUGGAAGCCGCGCGGGUGCGAGGUCCUGAGAAGCGACGCCGAAGCUUUCUUGCGGACCAUGCGAGGCCAGAAGAUGGCCUUUGUUGGAGACUCCAUUGCUCGUAAUCAAAUGCAGUCGCUGCUGUGCAUUCUCAACAAGGUGGAGAAGCCUACUAAUACAUUCCAUUCCAGCGACGACAAAACAAACCACUGGUUCUUCCCAUCCUACUCGUUCACACUCACCAUCUACUGGUCAUCGUUCCUCGUGAAGAACUCGACCUACACUAUCCCUGACGCUGACAACACCUUCGUUCAAUUGGACUUGGAUAUUCUCGAUCCCGCAUGGGUGGAAUCCAUGGCAGGCACGGACGUGAUAGUGAUCUCCUCCGGCCAGUGGUACUUCAAGGCCGCAGUAUACAGGGAAGGAGGACAAUUCAUCGGCUGCCACCACUGCGGUGCGAAGGCGGGGUUGAAGCAAGUCGGCUUCUUCAGCGCGUACCGAAGAGCCAUUAGAACAGUCUUCAGAGAGCUGCUGCAAUCGGUGCCAGCCUUCGACGGAGUUGCCGUAUUUAGGACAUUCGCUCCGGACCACUUCGAGAAUGGCGGAUGGGACACAGGAGGGACGUGCCCGAGGACGGUGCCGGGAGGUGUGGCCAUCACUGAAAUGAACUGGAUGAUGCAUGAAAUUGAAACCACAGAGCUGGAGAAAGUUAGGGCUGAGAUGGGUGCAAAUCGUAUCAGCCUGCUUGACAUUACAGAGCUCGCGCAGAUUAGAACAGACGGGCACCCAGGACCUUACAGGAAUCCCUAUCCAUAUGCAAAAGACGCAAAGGAGAAGUUUCAAAUCGACUGCUUGCACUGGUGUCUUCCAGGGCCAAUUGACACCUGGAAUGAAAUGCUUAUGGAGACAUUGCAACAACAGAUGCAGCCUUGAGGACCACGUUUUAUUUGCAAGGGAUGAAACCAAAUCUUCCCCUAGGUAGGCCGUUAGAGCAGGCAGGUCACAAACACAAUCGCCAUGAGUAGAUAAAACGACAACCCGAGAAGUGACCGAUGUUUAGUUUACUCAGUUAGCACAAAUUCAGUGAGCUUCAAAAUGUCAUUUCAUACCGAUGCAAAGGAUAUCCGUGAGAAAAUUCGCAUGUAUA
Physcomitrium patens is the source of this 2389-nucleotide messenger RNA. RefSeq names its product protein trichome birefringence-like 25. The record is from RefSeq and is a predicted model, not a curated record. Gene Ontology annotation, molecular function: O-acetyltransferase activity. Lineage: Eukaryota; Viridiplantae; Streptophyta; Bryopsida; Funariales; Funariaceae. Gene Ontology annotation, cellular component: Golgi apparatus.